AUCUUGACAGUUGAGUAGACAUUGACAAUCAGCUGAUCCUUUUCCUUGACCCAAGUUUCGCGUUCGAUGUAGCAUAUUCUCGAAAUCGCCGUCCUUUUUUUAUUUGUGCAACUUAUAUCUUUGUAUCCUUUUUUAUCGACAUCGAACUAAGAAUGAAGAAUAUUAACGUCAUGAAAUCAUGAUCGCCAGACGCCAGUUCGCCACGUCUAUCGCCUAUCAGUUUCAGACGUUCGUCAGUUUGAUAUCUCACGUAGAGUUAUCAGGUCGGCUACGAUAACUUAAAAUAGUCUGGGGGUGUUUAUGUUCGAAUCCCAGCCAUGACAAAUGUACAGACAGUUUACUUUGCGAUAUAUUUUUUUGUGAUUUACAUUUGCACUUACAAAACACAUGACAUGAUGAUGCAAUAAAAGUUUGACUACAGAAAUCAAGUUCAAAGUGCUAAAACAAUUGGCGUCGAAUCGAUUUCUACAGUGAAGCAAAUAUCGUGCGUCACUUGCCAUAAAGCUAGGUUAAUUAAGCAGAACAUAUUGAAUGGUUGGGAAAAUAUUGUAAUGUAUGGUAAACGUGUGAAGUGAUUUUAAUGGUGGCACGUGCUGGACACUGUAGGACCCGCGAGAGAGGCUGUUGAAGCGGCCUACCAUGACUGAUAUCAGUGCCGUCAGGUAUCUUCUCACUAAGUAGCUAUCCUCUGCACCCUUCCGAUGUUUGCUGUGCCCUGCACGGACUCACUGUUCUGACACACUAGCACCCUUCAUUUGACUCACUUGUUGAACGAGGACCGAGAACGCAUUCCGUGCCUGAGCUCAGACAGCGACCGCACGAUGUGGGGAGCACAGCGCCGCGUCCUCCUCCUGGACGUCCUGCUGGCCUGCUGGGGCGUGGGCACGUGGCUGGGCGUCAACGGGCUCUACGUCCAGCUGCCGCUGCUCGUGGAACGGCUGCCCGAGGGCUGGGCGCUGCCUUCAUCCAUGGUUUUAGCUGUCCAACUUGCCAACUUGGGAUUAGUGGCUUACGCGCUGUUGCGCCGGCUCCGACCGCGAGCUUCUGACUCUCCCUACAUCUACGGAUUGCUAGUUGUAGGAACCCUCGCACUUGCACUCAAUGCCUUCCUUUACGAGCAGACAGUGGCAAACCGCUCCCUCGCGUUCCUCUUCUUAACUUUCUUCGCGGCGCUCGUAGGAUGUACGAGUUCUGUUUUAUUCUAUCCGUACUUGAGGCACUUCCGCGACGUGUAUCUCGCGACGUAUUUAGUCGGCGAAGGUUUGAGCGGAUUCAUCCCGGCUAUCUUAGCUUUGAUUCAGGGUAUCGGCGGCGAGCCCACGUGCAUACUCAACGAUGAAGGUACAGGGCUGGUACCGGUCUAUCCGCCGCCGCGAUUCGACACGACUGUGUUCUUAUUGCUGUUGUCAGGCUUGUCAGCGAUGAGUUUGGCCAGCUUCGUAAUAGUAGAUCGAUACAGUGGGUUCGCAUCGGAGCGUGUGGAACCUGCCGCCGCCGCGAAGGAUGACGAAGCGACAUCCGAGCCGGUAGCGCUUCAUCGCGGGCAUUGGCUUUUCGUGUUGGUUCUCAUGGGAGUUCUCAACGCGCUUUCAAACGGGGUUCUUCCGUCCGUGCAGUCGUACUCGUGCAUGCCGUACGGGAACCUGGCAUACCACCUGGCGGUGACGUUGGGCGCGAUGGCGAACCCGGCGGCGUGCCUGGCGGGCGUGUGGCUGGCGCCGCUGCCGGGCCGCGUGCUGGGGGCGCUGCUGUCGGCCGCGGCGGUGCCGCUCGCCUACAUCCUGGUCGCGGCGCUGCUCAGCCCCGAACCGCCGCUGCACCACCACGCCGGCGGAGCCGUUUUAGUGGUGUUGUCGUGGACGCUGGUGAGCGGGGUGGUGUCGUACGCGCGCAUGUGGGUGUACGGGUGGGCGAGGCGGGGCGGCGCGCGCGGCAUGCGCGCCGCGGGGGUGGCCACGCAGGCGGGCUCGGCGGCGGGCUCCGCGCUGCUCUACGUGCUCGUCAACCACACCGCCAUCUUCACACAGCCGCCCGCCUGCCCGCCCCUCAGAUAGUAUCUCCACUACUAAACUUGAUGGCCACAAUUAAGUUACACGUGUUUGGCUUGAUGGUGCUUGAUUUACACUUGUAGUUCUAAUGAAGCUUACGACGCUGGAUGUCAAUGAAAGUUACUGAAUUAUGUGUGUUUUUAGAUUUAAUAUAAGUAUUUGAUAUAAGUAUUUUGUGAUAUCAAAAAUUACUGUUUUGCGACGAGUGGAAAGCUUGUUCUAUUCGUAAGGCUAGGUUUUGUUUGAAGUUGUGUAGGGGCAUUUUCAUAUGUUCCUAAGUAUGUACGGGUAGUUCGCGGAUGUAACAAAACUGACAGUUAUGUGUUUUAAACUUAUGUUAAGCUUAAUUAUGCAAAUCACUGAAUAAAUAUAAAUAAAUAAAAAUGAAAAUUCAAAAAUACUUACCAGCUGAAAUACUUACCGGCUGACGGCUGACCGUAGAAGUAAGUUUUAUAUGUGAUAUAGAAUAUGUUUGACAAACUGCAGGUAGAGUAGAGUACCUGCUCCUCAAUUGGUCCUUGCUAAAUGAGUUUCAUAUACUUGUUCGUAGUAUCGGGUCCGUGAAACUACAUUAAAGAUUUUAAAUAUAGUUUUAAUUGACAGCUCUUAUAUUAUGGCUUUACUUGACGGGGCUUAGUAAUGCACUUUAUUUAAACCGAGUAUUUAUAGUAGAUUGUAGGUACAACAAGGGCAUAAAACGACCAUUCAAGGGGUCAUUCCGUCGUGAAUCUCGUCAGACAUUGAUAGAUACUGCACUUAACAGACUGUAUCAUGACUAUCAUAUGUAUGUGUGUCUAUGUCUAGAAUGUCAUCUUAUCAUUGAUCCAGUAUAUAUAAUGAACCCACUGUUAUCUACUACACAAUUUAACGUUUAGCUGCAUAAGUGUAGGUACUUGUGUCCAGAGUUAAAAGUUAAACUACCAUUUCAAACUUCAAUUUCAAACUCAACGUCAAACUUUUAUUUACAUGGUUCCAUGCAUCUUCAAUGAUAUUUUUAAAUAAAUAUGCUUAAAACUUGCUUCUAACUGCUGUCUUUACUUUUCCUUAAUUCUGUAUAUCAGUAUACUAUUUGCUGAAUCAAAUUGCUUAAUUAUACCUACUAAAUUACCUACUUAAAUAAAAUUUUCGUUUAGGUUUUUAAAUUUGGGUUAUUACUUAUUAUCCUGUUUCGUAGUACUUAUAUAAGUAGUUCUGAUGAUUUAUAGAUGGUUAUGGUCAGUGAUACUUACCUACUUGUUUAUACCUUAUAAAUAGGGUUAUUGACACAUGUUGAAUUUUAUAUCUACAGUUAAAUAGAUAGAAAAUGAGCAAUUCAUCACAAUAAAUUGGAAACUUAAAAAAUAUAUAAGAAUGAUAAAAAAAUACAAGUUUCAAACUUUAAUAUGUGUUUAACUUCCAAAUAGGAAAUAAAUAAUGGUACCAUUCGAUUCCUUACAUUUUAUUGAAAGAAGUAUUGUAUUGCAACAGCAUACAUAAACCGCAAAAAUCGCAAUUUACUUGUUUUCCAUACAUCGAAACGGCUUCUAAGCAAUAGCAUUUUGUUAGAAGCGUUUCGUCAGUAAAGUGCGGAUGCCAAACUUUGUCCGACUUUUGUAUUGUUUUAAGACAAUGGGUCCUAUACAGAGAUUUGAUCCUCAAAACAAACCUGAUCGACUGAUACCAUUAGGUAAUAAAAAUUUGUCAAAUACCCUAUUGUUUAUUAGUUACCUAAAUUAUGAUAUAAUACCUUGUUAUGGACAUUUUCGUUAAUAUCACGAUAUAAUUGUACUUAUGAAGUUUUAGAUACUAACAAUUAUACAGUGUUGA
This is a messenger RNA of Cydia strobilella, 3854 nucleotides long. Its product is annotated as solute carrier family 52, riboflavin transporter, member 3. NCBI's taxonomy places the organism in Eukaryota, Metazoa, Arthropoda, Insecta, Lepidoptera, Tortricidae. The coding region runs from base 822 to 2054 and encodes 410 amino acids. The transcript is spliced from 4 exons. Gene Ontology annotation, molecular function: riboflavin transmembrane transporter activity. The record is from RefSeq and is a predicted model, not a curated record. Gene Ontology annotation, biological process: riboflavin transport. Gene Ontology annotation, cellular component: plasma membrane.